AAAUCUCUUGAAUAUAACUUCCAUGUGUGAUCAUUUGGCUUAUCCAUAUAGACCAAUCCCUACAUGCUUCACCAAGUUCUAGAUAGUGAUUCACUAGCCCUGUAUAUAUAAUGACAUAAUUAGUACAUAACAAGAAAACUCCUCCUAACCUUAAAGUAAUUAUAUAUUCAAUGUGAAUAUGAUAUGGUUAUAGUAACACCAUAAAAUUUAAUUUAAAAUACAAACUUCCAUCAUGAAGUGGAAUUUUACCGUAUAAAGAGGUGACAAAAGAAAUAGUUUCUUUUGUCGUUUUCUUACUUGAGAUCGUCCAGUAUAAUUCGUGUUUUUUGAGUGCAUAUUGCAGUUUAAAUUAUUUCUUUCACUUGUUAAUAAAAGAAAUUAUAUGUUCAAUAGAUUAUGUCGAAUUCAAUAAACAAUAUGUAUGAGGAAAUACGUGUUAGAAAUUACGCCAAAAUAUCACAACAAAAACAAGAUGAUGAAAACUACCCUACCACAACUUCCCUUAAUCAGAGUCGUGUAGAAAAUGAUGUACUUAGAUUGUACAGAAUGAAUUCAGCAAUUUUAAUAAGAAAAGAUCACAUUAGACUGUUAAAAAAAUCUUUGACUCAUCUUAAUGAAGAGUAUGAGUGCUUAGAUUGUAGUAGACCAUGGUUAUGUUAUUGGAUUUUACAUUCUCUUGAAAUUUUGGGAGAACGUUUAGAUCACAAUAAUUCUUCCAAAAUUGUUGGCUUCUUAACUAAAUGCCAGUCACCUGAAGGAGGAUUCGGAGGAGGACCAGGACAAUAUCCUCAUUUAGCUCCAACAUAUGCAGCAAUAAAUGCAUUGUGUAUCAUUGGAACACCUUCAGCAUAUCAAGCAAUUGAUAGGAAAGGGCUUAAACGAUUUUUAUCAUCCUUACAUGGAGAAGAUGGCUCUUUCAGUAUGCAUACAGAUGGAGAAGCAGACCUGAGAGGAGUAUAUUGUGCACUUGCUGUAGCAAAAUUAAUAAAUGUUUAUACUCCUGAAAUAUUUGAAGGAACUGAAAAUUGGAUAGCUAAGUGUCAAACAUGGGAAGGUGGUUUUGGUGGUUGCCCUGGUAUGGAAGCUCAUGGAGGAUAUACAUUCUGUGCAUUAGCUGCACUUGUACUUCUUGGAAAAACUCACUUCUGUUCUUUAAAAUCAUUACUGAGAUGGAUAGUAAAUAAACAAAUGCGUUUAGAGGGUGGAUUUCAGGGACGUACUAAUAAAUUAGUGGAUGCUUGCUAUUCAUUUUGGCAGGGUGGAUCUUUUCCAUUAAUUCAUGCAAUUUUAACAAAAGAAGAAAAAGCAUUUAAUUCUGAUUAUUGGUUGUUUGAUCAAGGGGCCUUACAAGAAUAUUUAUUAUUUUGCACUCAGUAUCCUGAUGGCGGAUUUUUGGACAGACCAGAAAAAUUUCGAGAUAUAUAUCAUACAUGUUAUGCACUUAGUGGAUUAUCAGUUGCACAAAAUUCUCCAAGGAAACUGAUUGUUGGAUCACCUAAUUUAAAUUUGGUGGAGAUAAUUAAUCCUGUUUAUAAUCUAGUACAUUCAUCUGCAGCCAAUGCAUUAGAAUAUUUUAAUACACUACCGAUACCUGACUGAGUGUAUGUUUGAUGUUCAAAGUGCAUUGAUAAAAUAACGAAUGUUUUUACUUUAAUUUAAGAUAAAGUUUAGAAACAGAUUCUAUCUCGCUUCAUAUUAAAAUUGACCAACAGAGUGUAAAUAAAGUUAUUUAUUAACAAAAAUAAGAACAAUUAUGUUUCAUUAUACCAGGAACAUUUAGGUGUAAUGAAUGAAUAUCUAGUUGAAGAAUGCUAUGAACUUUCUUGCAUAUGAAUUUUUCUGUCAUUCCUAACCUAAUACACCUAAUGUAUCUUUAAGGACAUGAAUUUAUACAAAAUAAAAUAAAUGCGCUUCAAAAAAUAUAG
Messenger RNA from Megachile rotundata (alfalfa leafcutting bee), 1925 nucleotides. RefSeq names its product Farnesyl transferase beta subunit (gene Fntb). The record is from RefSeq and is a predicted model, not a curated record. Gene Ontology annotation, biological process: protein farnesylation. Gene Ontology annotation, molecular function: protein farnesyltransferase activity. NCBI's taxonomy places the organism in Eukaryota, Metazoa, Arthropoda, Insecta, Hymenoptera, Megachilidae. Gene Ontology annotation, cellular component: protein farnesyltransferase complex.